Molecule: messenger RNA, 1341 nt
Organism: Salvelinus sp. IW2-2015
Lineage: Eukaryota; Metazoa; Chordata; Actinopteri; Salmoniformes; Salmonidae
Source: RefSeq, a predicted model, not a curated record
AUAAWUGAUCAAAUAAAUCUAGAGUUGUGSUCUGCCUUUUGCAAGCACGUUUAAUCAGAAUAUUGUAGCGUGUGUUCUGUAUCUUGUAGGCUAUGCUGGACAUACGGACCCUACAUUGACAGGCAUGACGAUGGCUGGCUUCCUCCUUUUGUUAUUCUGAGCAGAUCGUUGUCCCGCUCUGCAUCCCUCCUUGCUGUGGUGACGUGCUGUGCUUGGGAGCUGUCCCAGGAAUCAUGGCACUGAAACAGCAGCGUGAGCACAAAAUCAGCAGCCAAUGAUCACACAGACAGACACCUAGAAGGAAUGCAUGCACCUGACAUUAGGACAGUCCGAAAGCUGGGAUGAAAUAUAAUGUAUGGAWACACAUGCACCAUUCUGUUCUUUAAACAUGGACAUUCGGUGGUUACGAAAGCGACGGUGAUGUAUUGAACUAACUAACGACAACCAGGCUACUGGAAGCUUUGAACAGCCAACGACAGACAGAGUUUCGCUUUGUCUAGCCUCGGAUAGUUAUCUAUGAACAGAUAUCGGAUUAUCCUGACAGAUUUUUGUGGUACAUCGAUGAGAAACUCAUACAGAUAUUCURAAUGGUUAUCCACCAGACAUCAACCAUGAACCAAUGGGAUGAUCUCUAGGACCACUCUGGAAGAUACUGCGGGAUUAGACUAAUCUUUGGUGAUGAAAUUAUGAACGCCUGUUUGAACUAUUCAUUGAUGUUUUAGCCGAAACAAUAUCCACUGUCUUUCAGAUACUUGUUUGCGCCAAUGGAAUAUGUUAUUAAUGGGAAAGGUGCCAAGGCAGUUUGGACUUUUUGGGGGGUAACACUUCCCGUAAGUAGACAUUUUAUUCGAUGAUUUGUAGAGGAGCUUUUUAGCCUCAGUGUCAUCGCAUGGUGCWGCUAAUUCCUCAGUGAUGCUGCGUGGUCCAGAAAUGCUGAAGAGCCGRUGCUGCGUCCUAUUUGGUGACCUGAAGGUGCUGUUACUCCGGCCCCUGACUCCGGCAUUGAUCCCCACGACCGGACACAUACCGGACAGCCAUGGGGUCCCUUCAGACGUCAGUGUACCGGACGACAACACGUUAACGGCCCAUCAGGGGCCGGGGGACAUUUGGACUGCCCCGCCACCGGGGGGUGCCAGCGUGCCGGAGAGAGACAGACUGGCGGGUGGCUCAGGCUGGGUGGAUGCGGCAGCGGCAGAGCCMUCGGGGGUAUUACACUGCAGCAGCUCCUCUGAUAGCUGGGCUAAGGACAAGCUGGAACAGAGGUUCUCCAUGUGCAGUUAUAGUGAGAGCGGCAGCAUCAGGACACCUGUCUGCAGGAUCUGCUUCCAGGGACCUGAAACG